AUGGCGGCCGUGACCGCUUACGCCGACUAUGACCACCGCCAGCGACCAUCGGCGCGCCCGCGACCAUCCAACUCCAACCUACGCGCCAGUGUCAACUCACCGCGAAGUCCGCAUACGCCCAUGCUGGGUCGCAGCAUCUCCUCCCAGUAUGGCAGUCCGAGUGCUUUCCGUGCAGAGCAGGAAGAUGUCUUGAUCUACGAGCUCGAUCAACGGUACUUCUCCGCCGGCUUUGCGGGAGAGAGCAAGCCACGAUGUAUAAUUCCCUUCACGCCGGAUGCUGGUCGCAGAGUUGGAGACUUUCGUCCAUACCACCCCGACUAUAAGCAAAACUCUCGGCAUUUCAGGCUGAGGGAGAAGUGGGCGGCGGGCUACUAUCUCUACAAGAGAGACUGUCGAAAAACGGAUCUGGGUUUGAUGGAGGACAUGCUGGAGAGAGCCUUCAGGACUGCACAAACAGACUACUUACAGGUCGAUUCGAAGCCACGCAAGGUCGUUCUCAUAGUGCCAUCUCUGUGCCCAGCGCCAUAUAUAUCAGUCGCUCUGAAGAUCAUCUUUGCCCACUGGACUCAGCCGCCCUCCGUCUCUCUGCUAUCGAACACGAUUAUGUGCUGCGUGAGCGCCGGCCUCCGCAAUGCGCUCGUGAUCGACGUUGGCUGGCAGGAGACUGUCGUCACCGCAAUUGGAGAGUACAAGGAAGUUGCACAGAGGAGGUCUGUGCGUGCGGGACGAAAUUUGACCAAAGAAAUGCGCAACAUCAUUGAAGGCUCCGUGCCUAGCGAGGAUGAGGUCAAAGUCACUUUUGAAGAGGCUGAAGACAUUACACAACGUAUGGCGUGGUGUCAACCCAGAAUUACAGACGACUCCGAAGAACCGACACUCGUCCAGUUGCCAGUGCCUGGAGGCCAGCCAACCGAGAAGUUUUCGCUUCUCUUUGAGAAACUUGCCGAGCCGGCAGAGACAGUCUUGUUUGCAUCUGGCACCAAAUCGGCUGACCAUGACGACCACGAAUUGCCAAUUCAUCUGCUCGCACAUCAACUCUUGCUUUCCUUGCCCGUUGACUUGAGGUCACUCUGUAUAAGUCGAAUAGUACUGACAGGUUCCUAUGGCAAUCUUCCCGGCCUGAAGAAACGUCUGCUUCAAGAGCUGCAACAUCUCUCCUCGGAGCGUGGAUGGGACGUGGUGUGCAACUAUGGCAGUGCAAAGGAGCGCAUCACUCCUGCACUCAAGGAUCGGUCGCCCAACGUUGCCAAUGUGCAUUCGGGGCUGGAGACUGUUACCAGUCCGGACAUUCAGCUCAGCCCGUACAACAAACCAAUCCAGGAUUCUACACCGACCAUGGCUCGCGUGCACGACGACAUCAAAGACCCAAUCACUUUGAAGGCGGAGAAGGAACAAGCGAAGGGGCGCCAUGAGGCUGUCAAAGGCAUCAUAAGGGGCGUCGAAAGUCUCGGAGCAUGGGCAGGUGCAAGUCUCGUGGCAAGCCUCAGGGUGAAAGGCGCUCACGAGGUGGAACGUGAAGAUUUCCUCAAGAAUGGACUCAAAGAUCAAGGAGAUGGGGUCUGA
Molecule: messenger RNA, 1563 nt
Organism: Pseudocercospora fijiensis CIRAD86
Lineage: Eukaryota; Fungi; Ascomycota; Dothideomycetes; Mycosphaerellales; Mycosphaerellaceae
Exons: 1
Coding region: 1-1563 (520 amino acids)
Biological process (GO): microtubule-based movement
Source: RefSeq, a predicted model, not a curated record